GUACCUGGCAGACAUCCUAGAACGUUAAAACGGAAAAGACCUGCUUUUAGGGGAUAGUGCUAAGGGACACUAUGAAAUCGUGGAAUGAUAGCCGGUCAGAGCUCUGUAGCAGUGACCAAGAAGAGGAAGAAGAGAUGAUUUUUGGUGAAAACGAAGAUUUGGAAGAGAUGAUGGAUUUAAGUGACCUGCCUACCUCACUUUUUGCUUGCAGCGUCCAUGAAGCAGUGUUUGAGGUGCAAGAGCAGAAGGAGAGAUUUGAAGCACUGUUCACCAAAUAUGACCAAGUUACCUUCCAGUUGUUUAAAAGCUUUCGAAGAGUCCGGAUAAACUUUAGCAAACCUGAAGCCGCAGCCAGAGCCCGGAUAGAACUCCAUGAAACCGACUUUCACGGGAAGAAGCUGAAGCUGUAUUUUGCGCAGGUGCAGACAUCCAGUGAGACUCGGGACAAAGCGUACUUGCUGCCACCACAGCCUACCAAGCAGUUCCUCAUCUCCCCGCCGGCCUCUCCUCCCGUCGGCUGGAAGCAGAGCGGAGAUGCGAUGCCAGUGGUAAACUAUGAUUUACUCUGUGCCGUUUCCAAAUUGGGACCAGGAGAGAAGUAUGAGCUCCACGCAGGAACCGAGUCGACGCCCAGUGUGGUGGUGCACGUCUGCGAGAGCGAAACUGAAGAGGAAGAAGAAACGAAAAACCCCAAACAGAAAAUCACCCAGACACGGCGGCCCGACCCUCCGACCACCGUGCUGAACGAGAGCCCUGGCCUUUGAUUGCGUACCGCCAGACCUGUGAAGGUGGUGUGUGGCUGCUGCCGGGGGCUUCCUCCGUGGAGGCCUGCGCCCCGACCACGGACAGACACAUUGUUGCUGCUGCGUGUGGGGGAGAUGAGGCUCAAAGGGAGCACGGUGCAGGCCUGUCACCACGCCUGUGCUGCACACGGCAGGCAUGGCCCAGCAGCUGAUUUUGCUGGUUCCUAAUUGUAACCGGUGUUCUGAGCGGCACUUUAAAUUCCAGGAUUUGCCCUCGCCACCCCGGAAAUGUGGCAAGACUUGACCAUUUAAAAAAAUCAUAACAAAUUAGAAAAAUAGUCCUCCCCUCCUUCAGCAAUGCCCGUUCCUCUGAUUCCAUGUAGCCUGGAUUACCAAAAGCUGCCAUGUUUGUGGAUUUAAAAGUAGUCUCACAAUUUUCAUAAUCUAGCCCUGGUAUUUUUGUACUGGUCUUAGAGCUUCUAGCUAAUAUGUUGACCAAAGCUUACCUGUUAUUCAGUGCAUAUGAAAUUUUUGCACGAAAAGAAAAUGUAAAAGGUAGACUAAUUCAAAGAAACUCUUUUUUCCCAAGCGUGUUUUUAGCUUAUUUUUUCCUUAGGAGCCCUGGUGGUGCCGUGGCUAAACUUGGCUGCUAACAGACCGGUCGAUGGUUUUGAACCCAGCAGCUGCUCUGCAGGAGCCAGACCUAACAGCCCGCUGCUGCCGUAAAGACUUACGACCUUGGACAUCCUGUGCGGCAGUCCUGCAGCGUCCUGUAGGGUCAUGGAGUCAGAGUCAACCGCAAUAGGAUUUGUUUGGGGAAUGUGGUUUUUUGUCUGUGUGAUUUCUUUAGCUGUGGAGAAAACUUGCCCAUCUCACUUGGUGAUAAUCAAACAGUGCAGCUCUAUGUGCGCGUUGUUCUCUUCCGUGGACAUCAGUGGGAAGUGACGCACACACCACCUGUCCACAGCGUGCCCGUCCAGGGAUGGACCCUGCAGGAGGCAUGGCUCCGCAGGACAUAGCACCGGUGAGUCUGGUCAAUUCAGAUGUGCAGUGGCUGCUGCGUUCGACCCUCUAGCUGUGCUCUCCUGUCAUGGAAACUACUGUCUUCAGCCGCCAGUGUUUGCGCCUGUCGCCUUCCCCAGAGUUGUGCUCACCGCCACGUGUUCUUUCUCUGCUGUGCGGGGUCACUCAGAGACUUCAGAUUAUCGAAUUGCCCAUUUAAGACAUUAUCGGCUUGUUUUGUAAGAGCAGUUACACAUACUCUCUUCCUAAGAGCUAGAGAGAGGAGGAGGACAUCAUGUCAGUCACAAGUACUUUUUGUGAAAUGUUUUAUCCUUACAGUCAGCAGUUUUCACUAAAACAGAAGAGGUUUCUAACAGUGAUUUACUUGAGCUUCCUGAGGUAGGAGCGGCCUCUUUUUACUCUUUGUGGCCUGUUCAGGCUUUGAAGCCCCUUUUAUAGAAAAAUCUUGAAACUCAGUGUUGUGCUUGUGGGCCC
Echinops telfairi (small Madagascar hedgehog) is the source of this 2240-nucleotide messenger RNA. RefSeq names its product RCAN family member 3 (gene RCAN3). NCBI's taxonomy places the organism in Eukaryota, Metazoa, Chordata, Mammalia, Afrosoricida, Tenrecidae. Bases 72 to 764 code for a protein of 230 amino acids. Gene Ontology annotation, cellular component: nucleus; cytoplasm. The record is from RefSeq and is a predicted model, not a curated record. Gene Ontology annotation, biological process: calcium-mediated signaling. The transcript has 4 exons. Gene Ontology annotation, molecular function: nucleic acid binding; calcium-dependent protein serine/threonine phosphatase regulator activity.